Molecule: messenger RNA, 5173 nt
Organism: Nothobranchius furzeri (turquoise killifish)
Lineage: Eukaryota; Metazoa; Chordata; Actinopteri; Cyprinodontiformes; Nothobranchiidae
Gene: shtn3
Product: shootin 3
Biological process (GO): neuron projection morphogenesis; positive regulation of neuron migration
Cellular component (GO): cell leading edge; axonal growth cone; cytoplasm
Source: RefSeq, a predicted model, not a curated record
UGGAGGAGGGGUGGGGUGGGGUGAUGAUGCUGGAGGAGGAGGGGUGGGAGGAUCCUGGUCACCGGCAGCAGUGCAUUGACCUGCUCUCCAUCCCAUCAUGUGUUUAAAUCCAGACAUGUGCUGACGGACCAACACCUCUUUGCUGCUUUUUUACGAUUAUAACGACAGAAACGGGAUUAUUUUGAUCACCCUUUUCCAGGAAAUGCUUCCAUGCUCUUCAUCCGCGCAGAUGGAGGGAUGCGACGAGGAGAGGGACGCUCACACGCAAACAGAGUGCAGCCGACUGACCGAGGAGAGGGACGAGGCCCAGAGACAACUCAAACACAUCAAGAGAGUGUCUCAGAUGGUGAUCGAGGAAGUGAGCGUUCUGCAGACUCAGCUCGAGAUCGAGAAGUCGUGUCGGGAGAAUGCUGAGGCCCUGGCCACCAAGCUGAACUGUGAGAACAGGAAGUUGAAGUAUCUGAGCCUGACAUCGCGGCCAUGUUUGGACGAUCUCCUACCCAGCAUCCCUGACUGCAUCCCACUGGAAGCUGACGGAGACGCUGCAGACAACAGCCUCGACACCUUCACACAGUACCAGCAACAAGUUAAAGAUCUGAGAGAGACGGUGAACAGUUUGUUGGAGGAGAAGAAAAAUUUUGUCUGUCAGAUUCAUGAACAGCAGCGACAGAUCGAAGAACUGACAACGCAGUCAGAGACAAAGCAGGCAGAGAUGAAGGAUCUUCAUGAAACUGUCGAACAGCAAAGAAAAAACAUCAAGAGAUUUAACAGAGUCUCCAUGAUGGCAGCUAAGGAGUACGAUGGCAUGAAGGAGCAGCUGGACUUGGAGCAAAACCUCAGAGUCAAGGCUGAGACGUUUGCACACGAGAUGCUGGUUAAACAGAAGGAGGCCAACAGGCAGAGCAUGUUGCUGCUGCAGAGUGCUGAGCCCAGCAUACAGCUGCUCAAAGCUCUGGAAGAUGUAUCUGCCAUCACUAAAACCCUAGAGGAGGAGCGUCUGCAGCAUCAGCAAAAAGUGCAGAGCCUGGAGGCUCAGCUGCAGGAAAACUGUGUGCAGAAACAGCUGGACAACCUCCGGAGACAGCUGGAAUUGCUGGAGGAGGAGAAGAAGGAAGUGGAGGGACGACUAGAGCAGGCAGAGAAAAAGAACGAGGAGCUGCGUAAAAGAGUCCAAGAACUCCAGGAGACCCAGAUACAGCUGACAGCCACCCCUUCCCCAGCACCUGGGGUCGCUCCGCCUCCUGCACCUCCCCCACAUCCACCUCCACCCCCUCCACCUCCUCCUCCCCCUCCCCCACCUCCUCCUUCAUCCAGAUUGAACCCCCUCAGCUCUCUGAUAGCCAUCAUGAGGAAGUCCUCUAAAGUCUCCAAGGUCAAAGUGGAGCAGACUCCAGCCGAAGGCGUGGAUGAUGUGAAGGUGAAGGCAGUUAACGAGAUGAUGGAGCGAAUCAAACUUGGUGUCGUCCUGCGUCCUGUUAAAAGUCAAGAAACUAAGAGAACCGCGGUCAAAACACCACCCUGUGAGGAGAAACAGCAGGAGAGUGCCAUGGAUGAGCUGAAAGGCAUCCUGGAAACAGUGAAGCGGAGCCCCAGUCGAGGUUCCCAGGAGUCAGGGCCAUCACCACCGGCGAAGAAGGACAGCGAACUGGAGGUGAUCCUGAGACGCCGACGCAACAAGGCUGGGGAGGCCGGAUCAGGAGACGAGCGUGAGGGCCAGAUGAGCCAUUUUUCAUCCUCCGACAGCCUGAACGGGCAGCGCACCAGCAGUGACUCAGGCAAGGAUUCAGAGGGACCUGGUGGGCUGAGCGUCCCUUCUGACCAAGCCAGAACCAAGGUCAGCCCAGAGAGAUGGGGCUCGGGACCGGGACCCGUUGUGGCUCCAAAGAAGCAGAGGAGGUCGUGCAGCUCUCUGUCUGAAAAGGAAGUGGCUGAGAGUCUGGUCAGCAACGGCUCCAUCAGCAGAUACCCUGGAGAGGAGAAUCAGAUGAAGUCAAAUGGAGUCAACCACACGGACCGUGGUGAAGACGUUUCCACCGAGCCGGUUAACGUCAGCGCCGACGGUGACGCCGAGUGCUGAGGCGGACUCUGAGGGGUUCACCUUUGGAAUUAGAUGUGUGUGUCUGCUGAUAACAGAUCUGAUGGUUUAGGGAAUAUUAAACACAUUUGCCUUUUAUGCUAACUGUAUCAAAAUCAGAAUGGAAGAAAACACGUUUGUUUUUAGAUUCAGUCUCAAAUUAACCUGCAACACGACCCCGUCAGAGUUAGCAGAACAUUUCCCAAAUGUCACCAAGAACUCCUGCUAAAGUUGUAGUUCUGGAUGUGAAAAGGGUUCGACAUGUUCAGCCACUGCAGAAACCUCCUCAGACCUUCUCCGUGAACCUACAGCUCAACAUUUAAUAGUUAAACGGACUCCUUCUUGUGGAUUUCUUUCUGUUUCUGUGAGUUCAGAUUUUACUUCACCUGUAAUCUCGAGUGUCUUAGUUUUAACCUUAAACUGGAUAAAAUUCUGGAAAGAAAAAGCUGUGAAAUGAUAUGAAAUAAAUAUUUUCUAUAGAGUUAAAAGGCAGAUCAAAUGCUUGCUAGAGCAUGUUUUGAUCUUUUUUUUUUCAUUUAGAAACAAACACUAAACUUAAAAAUAAAAACGUUUGAAUAAAAGUUAAAAAAAACUAUUAAUAUUAUUACUUUAAUAUAAUUGAUUUACAUUAAAUUAUAAUAUCACUGUCCUAAAUGAAUAAACUAUGCCAAAACAUCAGAUAUUUCUUUCUUGGUUUUAAUUUAAAGGGUUAAAUAAAAUCCCUAUGAGACAUUUAAACUGUUUACAAUUGGUAUGGUAAAAAUGUGUAAACAAAACAAUCAAAAACAAUGAAAUAAACCCAGUUUCAGGUGAACAUUAGGGAGCGAACAUGAAGAAUUAUUUUAGUGAAAUUAUAUGUUUUUUUUUUAAUCAGUCAACAUUGUUCUGCUUUAAGCUUUGGGUCUGUAAUGAUUUCCUCCUCUAUAAAACAUAUUUAUUAGUUAAAGGUUCUGUAGAAUAUUAGUCACGAAUACGCUCAGCAAACGUACAGAAGCAGUCUGUUUUUGCUGAGUCACCUUUAUUUAACUGAUGAAAAUCUUUGGUGUCUGAAUCUAAAACCAGAACAAAUGAACAAAAAUGGUUCAGUCUUAUUAUGCCCAGAAACCUCCUGCGAUCUGAAACGUGGAAGUGAUGCUCUAAAAUGUAAACUUUGAAAUUUAUUUUUAAUUUUUUCUGAUCUCUUUUGUUAAAUUAAUAUUUAAAGAAUACAGAUAUUUCAACAAAAGCUACAUUUAUUAAAAACUGGAGAGAUAUUUCUGCAGCUUGGUCCCAGCGAUGGUGCAGUCAGUCAGGUUUUCUCUGCAGUGGCUGAAACUGUUCUCAUCAGGAGUUUUCUGAGAAAACUUACUGAACUGAUGGAAGGAAGCUGCAGCGAUUUGCACAGAAACUCUGUUUUCUCUCUUUAGCUACAGUUUAUUUUCUGUUUGAUGCACAAAUGAUGCAUUUAGAAUCACCUUGUGUCAUCAGAAGGAAUGCACUGAGCUUUGUCAAUCAGUUCUGCUGUGUUAUCUUAUUUGGUCUCCGUGAGGAUUACACGUUUAAACACGCCCAGCCCUGCUGCUACAUAUAAAUCAGCUCAGCCAUGUUUGUGGUCAAUCUAAACCUGUGUGCUUUACCGGAGAGUUGGAACUGGGAUAUAUUAAUAACCCAUCUGAAAAGAGAAAAGUUGCAGCUCAUGUUGAUUGAAACUUUGAUAAAUUUUAAAUAAUAUCUUCCUGAUGAUUAAAAGUCAUGAGGCCAUAUUCACAUUUAUUACAAAUUUUGAGUUUUUCCCCACCUACCACAGCUUGUAUUUUUAUUCCUGCAUGUUUUAACUGAAACUGAUAUUUAAACGUUAACAUAUUUAUUUAUUAGUUGAUACCAAUAAUAUUGGGCAUUUACAUUGAUUUACUAAAAUCAGCACAGGUCCACUAAUGAGAGUAAAAGAGGCUGUACUGAGAAACUUCUGGAUUAUCUAGAGUUUUAUCUUCGGUUGUGAGAUUUGUGGAAGGAACGCUCCACAGGUUCAGAUCCCUGACUGGCCGACACACUCCACUCAAGUUCUUUCUUUUUUUAAGUAAAACUAACCAUGGGAAAAAGCUGUAAACCUCUGAAAACCCCAGAUUAUUGAUUAUAUAGUGGAGAUGCUUUCCAAUGAGUCACAAUCAUGAACUUUCUCUUUGAAUUGAAGCUUCUUCCUUAGUGGAAACAUCCAGGAACGUUUUAAAAACCAGGGUUUCUCUCUUCCACUCCUCCUGCUUUGGUUUCCGUUCCAGCGUGUCGACUAUCAGCGAGUCACGAGGCUCAUGAGAUCUUGCAGAUUUUCAGGAACUCGUAGCACAUUGAGCAGGAAUGUUCUCAGGGUCCACUGGACAAACUUUCACCACGUCAGGGGUCUCACUGAGAAAAACAAACAGUUUUCUGGUUAAAUGCAAAGUAAAAACAGCUUUUGAGGAUUGAGGUGCUUUGGUUAUUGUCUCUACCUCUCCACAGACUCAUGCCUCUUCACCUGAAUAACAUAGUGUGUGAAAACUAGUCCCUCCUCUGGAGAUAAGAUGUCUUCCUGCACUCAAACAGCACUGAGCCCUGCUUGCACACAACCUGAUUAUGUAUCUCACCAUCAAAACUUGUGCAUUCCUUGGCUUUUAUUUUGUGGGACCUGAUAUUUCCUGUACACUUGCAGCUUUUCUGACAUGUGACGCGACAGUCCAGAUGAUUCCAAAAAGUAUGCAACACAUUUGUUUGAAGCUUUCAUACUUUGUUGUUCUUUCUAAACACACAUUUAAAAGUGCAUUUGUCUAUUAUGUUUGUUUUACUCCAACACAGAAGACCAGACUUUUCCACUUCUGCUGCAUAUUAAAAUGUUGCUACACGUCUGAACAUUAUGCACAUUGAGGCGCUUGCACAAACCUCCAGAUAGCAGAAUUCAACCUGCGGCUCAGUGAGGGUUUGGGUCUUCUGAUGGAUUGCAUUUAUGAUCACCAAAGUGGUGAUUUGAAGGGAUUUCCUGUGUCUGACCAGGUAAAUACUGUCUUGGGGACAUAAAUGGAGUGUUGAAAGGUUUUUUGUAUUGAUUUUCAUUUUAGCAUCACUUGAAAUAAAAUAGUUAAAUACCUGAAA